Messenger RNA from Colletotrichum phormii, 1975 nucleotides. RefSeq names its product HAD-superfamily subfamily IIA hydrolase. Gene Ontology annotation, biological process: glycerophospholipid biosynthetic process. Gene Ontology annotation, cellular component: mitochondrion. The record is from RefSeq and is a predicted model, not a curated record. NCBI's taxonomy places the organism in Eukaryota, Fungi, Ascomycota, Sordariomycetes, Glomerellales, Glomerellaceae. The transcript has 2 exons. Bases 266 to 1606 code for a protein of 446 amino acids.
UCAAGUCAAGAUGUUCUCAUACCGGGAGUAUAUAAACUGGUAGCCCCCCCGCGAUUUCCUUUUGAAUUAUCUACACCUGUUUGUCUUAUCAAUUCAUCCCAAUCUCAACUUAUCAUCUUCGUCGAAAGCUCCGUCUUUGACAGAUACAGCUUCACUCUUCACUCUCCAAGUCAAACCCCACUAGCCUGAACAUCUCCAGGCUUACAGCUCUUAUCCACAUUUGAUCAAGCAGUUUUGAGGAGCUUCACUCUCUAAACCACCCACCAUGGCUCCCAAUCACCGAGCUUCGUCCACCGGCAGCUUCAUCGAAAGCAUCCAAGCUGCCCGGAAGCAACUAGACAACAUGGCACUGAGCACCCCUGAUUCCUCGCUCGACGGCUCAGAAGCAUCAUCCCCUGGCGACUCUCCAGUUGGAAGCCCUGCUAGCGCUCUGUCACCCGUCACGCCCUCGAUAAGUAUCGAUGCUCCCGUAGCCGACAGCUUCGCCUUUGCCUUCGACAUUGAUGGUGUCCUUAUCCGUGGCGGCCGUGCCAUCCCCGAGGCUGUUGAGGCCAUGAAGGUGCUCAACGGCGAGAACGAAUACGGCAUUCAGAUUCCUUACAUCUUCCUCACGAACGGAGGUGGCAAAACCGAAGAAGAGAGAUGCGGCGACCUUUCAAAACAGAUGGAGAUUGAGAUCUCCCCCGCACAAUUUAUCUGUGGCCACACUCCCAUGAGGGAAAUGGCUGACCGAUUCAAGACUGUCCUGGUUGUUGGUGGCGAGGGCGAGAAGUGCCGUCAAGUUGCUGAGGGCUACGGCUUCAAGGAUGUCAUCACGCCCGGCGAUAUCAUCAAGCACAACUCGGCCACAACACCAUUCCGCAAGCUCACUCCCGAAGAACUCAAGAACUCUCGCGAGCGUGACUUCACCGACGUCACCAUCGAGGCUGUCUUCGUCUUCGCCGAUUCCCGCGACUGGGCCGGUGACAUCCAAAUCAUGCUCGACAUCGCAAUGUCCAAGGGUGGCAAGAUGGGUACUCUGAGCGAGACCUUUGACGAGGGCCCACCAAUCUACUUCUCCCACAACGACGUCGUCUGGUCCGCGGCUCACGACAACGUGCGCCUGGGCAUGGGUGCUCUCCGCCGCAUGCUCGAGGUCGCCUUCAAGGACGUUACCAAGAAGAAGGGCAAGCUCCACACACACGCCUUUGGCAAGCCCCAGGUCAGCACAUUCGAGUUUGCGACGAGGCUCUUGCAACAAUGGAGACGCCAGCAGCACGGCCUCGACGCCCCUCCCGACACCGUCUACUUUGUCGGCGACACGCCCGAGUCCGACAUCCGCGGGACCAACCUGUACGACGAGCACGCGGACAACGAGUGGCACAGCAUCCUGGUCAAGACCGGUGUCUACCAGGAUGGUACGGAGCCGGCGUACAAGCCCAAGGCUACCGUCAACACGGUGUUGGACGCCGUCCGCUACGGCAUCCAGCGCGAGAUCCGCAAGCGGGUCGUCACCUCCCUGCGCAAGGACAUCCUCGGCGAAGAGGAUUGCCUUCGCGCCAUGCAGGAGAAGGGUAGCGCGUGUUACACUCCCCUCGAGGAGCGUUCGCAACCGAUUUUGGGUUAAAGAGUCACGGGUUUCAAAGCAUUUACAACCUUGUGCUAUAAAAUGGUAUUUUUUCGGGAUAUUAGCGGUUUUUUCUUUUGGUUUAUUAGGUUAAAGCUCUCUUCAGAGCUACCUCAUUUUGUUGAUUUCUUUAUUCACUAGGACGGAGUAAAAGUGUGAUACCAAAGGCGUCAGCAAUGAUCACCACGACUACAGAUAGAUGCUAGAGUCAUAAAUAGCUUGUCAGCAGAUUCGCAUCGGUCACAAAUAUAUAGGCGCAUUAGCCGCCAAAUAACUAUGAAUCACUCUGAGCAGUUCUCAAGUCAGUGGACCAAAUCGUGAACUAUCCAGUGAGUUAGAGCGGCCAGUAGUAGCUCACACGUUGGCUAG